AUUUCCAGAAGUCGAAGGCUCGUUCUUGGCUCGCGCUCUUGAGUUGUAUACGUACUCUCUUGCCAAGUUGCGGGCCAGUUCGGGACGUUUUGCAACGUGUUACUGCGCUUUCGGGCUGACCGCGUGUAGGAGAACAGUCGUCAGGAGCGGUCCUUCAACGUAAAGCGAAGUCGUCGCAUUCCAUGAAAGAAUUGCCUGCAGCUACCAUGCUUUGGCCGCCCCGACUGCACAGAGAGACAUCGACACUACGAUUCAGGCGCGCUAUUUUUGCUACUGCAGGUACUAUGCAGGUACACUGCAGGUACCCGUCGCAGGCCCAGCUUGUCAUAGACGUGUGGGAAGUGACAGCUUUUGUGGAUAUGCAAAGCGCAGCUCCCGCGCGGAGUACGUCAGGCUCAAAUUAAGAGCGGGACUCGUACACCGUUCUGCAUCUCGACACGGCUCUACUUGCCGAGACAGUUGAAAGGCAUCGGCCUUGGAGACGUUAGUGCUUGUACGCCAACACAAACGUGGCUUGCGACUUUGUUCUUAUUGAGAUUGGGUUGCCGCUACCCGGCCGCGUCCUAACCUUCUCC
Messenger RNA from Baudoinia panamericana UAMH 10762, 575 nucleotides. RefSeq lists its product as uncharacterized. The coding region runs from base 183 to 404 and encodes 73 amino acids. The transcript has a single exon. Lineage: Eukaryota; Fungi; Ascomycota; Dothideomycetes; Mycosphaerellales; Teratosphaeriaceae. The record is from RefSeq and is a predicted model, not a curated record.